AUGGGAUGUAAUACAAAGGUAACAGUAUACAUUAUAAUUUUAUUUAUUGCGGGGGACAAGAGGAGCCCGCAAUCCUAAUCUCAAGAUUGUUAUUACGCAUGCGUCGCAUGUAUGUAGCCAGCAUUCGUUUGGACUUCCACUACGAAUGAAUGGAAUGCACAGAGCGCAAUUUGAUCACGCGCGUUUCGAACUUUUACCCCUCGUUAUCUGAUCAUGCGUGUUUUGACUGUGGAAGUAGCGUGGCUGAGCGGUUAGAGCACAGGACUUGUAGUCCGGUGGUCCUGAGUUCAGGUCCCGCUCUGACCGCUAGCUGGAUUCGGUCUCGGUAGCCCUGAGUUCAAAUCCUUAGCCACGCUUGUAAAUAGCCAACUGGUUUAACUUCGCCUCCGACCAGUUGGGAUUCUUAGCCAUGUUAUGUGCCAUUUGAAUUAUUGGUUCAUCAUCCCUGAAAAGCCCCAGAAGGGAAGAGGAUAAUUAACGCUUCCAAUGUAAAGUAAUUUAGGGCGGUCUUGGAUUUGAAUAUUAUUCCACGUAGUGGGUUUCCUCUUCAGUGGAACGUAGACUUCGGAUUCCGAUCGUUAGCGAUAUUCCAGUUUCCUAGAGCGGUAAUAUGGAUUCCAAAGCCUAGGAUUCCGGAUUCCACAAGCAAAAAUUUCUAGGAUUCUGGAAUCCAUAUCCUCUCAGAGCAAAGGUGAGAGCCAACAACAAACUUAGCGCACAUAUAGCGUCGACAAAGACAUUUGAACGUUGGAGAGGCUGGACCAACACUCAGUGACUUAACAUAACAGUGGAGAAGUAGCGUGCGUUAAAAAUCCAGGUUAUAGUUAAAGGUCUUGCCUUUGUUUUAUAUUUGCAAAAUGAUUCUCUGGUCUUUUUGGAUAAGGACGGAAAAACCGUAGGCCCGCGUACGACAGCAUUCGUUAUGACCCUAGUUUGACUAGUUCAAAAUUAGCCAUGAUACGGUGGUUGGUGGGUGAUGACAGGGCGGGUGGUGGACGGUGCUUAAUCUACAUGAGUGCUGCAGAAAUCGUAUGAACAUCAAAAUUAACAUUUUCUGCCAAUUGUUCUCAACUACAUAUUUUUACAUAUAUUUUUUUAGCUUUGGAGGACUAGUCGAGUUACCAUAUUAAUUUCUUUCCUUUACUUGAAAUGAUGAUCAUUUCCGUUUUAGUUUUGAACUAUAAAUGAGCGUUUGAUUAAACAGUUAUUAUGACCAGGGUUCGUACAGAGAAAAACUCUUAAAAUUUGUCCAGCAAUUUUCUAGACCUCUGGAAAAUAGAGAUAAAAUCUGGAAAAGUGGCAAAAGGUCUUGAGUUUUUUCAAAGCUGCAACAAGUGCUUUAUACGUUUGCAGCGAAUCAUGAAAAAAGCUUUGUUCCUGCUUUUUUAAAGGUCUAUAUUGAUCACGACACCUAUUUGAUAACCCUGACUCUGGGAAAAAAAAAUUGGGAAAGAAGUCUGAAAAAAGUCUUGAAUUUUAGAUCCAAAAAUCUGUACGAACCCUGUAUGACGUAACAAUUUAAUUCUUGUCAUUACACGGUCUUGGAUAGAUGCAGUCAUUAAAUUGUUUGUUUGUUGUUGGUUCCGGCUCUCCUUUGCUGCGAGAGGUUUUUUCUCCGGGGUACUCCGGUUUUCCCCUCUCCUCAAAAACCAACAUUUCCAAAUUCCAGUUUGACCAGGAAUCGGGCAAAAGAAAAACCGCUUUUUGGAUGUGCUACCUCCAAAUCAUUAUUUAUUUAUUUAAUUAUUUAUUCUCGAACGUCAAUUAUCAGAUUCAGAGAAAAGAAGUUGAUGACCAUCUUCAGUCCACGACGAGACUUCAUCUGGCCUUUACCUGUUCAACAUUUCAAGCGACGACAGAGAAGCUUGAUGCGCUUCAGAAGCAAGUGGAAGAACUGAAAACGUCCAAUUGUUCUCUUAACGCAAAGGUUGAAGCACAAAAGCAAGAAAUCACAGAUGUUAAUAUAGCUCUUGGCGAAAAGUUGGAUAUUCAGAAGAGAGAGUGGACAGCCGCCAAUUCUGCCCUUGCUUCGAAAGUAGAUGCACAAAAAAGAGAAUUGUCAUCUGCGAAUUCUGCUCUCAGAGCCCAGGUAGAUGCCCAAAAGAGAGAAUGGUCAAAUGCUAAUUCCGCUCUGACUUCUGUUGUUAAAGCGCAUAAGAGGGAGUGGAGAGCUGCCAAAUCCGAGCUGGAUUCGAAGGUGGAGUUACAGACCAAAGAAAUAAGAAGAUUGACCAAUGAGACAUCUCCAUUUGUGUGGAAGAUAACUGGUUUCAACGAAGUCUUACGGCUGGCUAAGGAGGGAACCCAAAAAAGUAUAUAUAACGAAUUUUACACAGGAAAGCGAGGCUACAAGUUAAAAGUUCGCGUAGAUCCAGACGGAGACCAAAGCCAUAGAAACAGAUAUUUGUCGGCAUAUGUUGGUAUCAUGAAAGGCCAUUACGACCCCAUUCUUCCUUGGCCCUUUAGACAGCAGGUCACCUUUACAGUGAUCGACCAACAAUGUGACCCGUCAAAUAGAAAAAAUGAGGUAGGGAUCUUGAACACCGAGCAGCAAAUACCCGGGUGUUUCUCUGGCCGACCUACUAGUGAAGAAAAUCCCGAACUCCGGGGAGUUCGCAGAUUGAUAUCUCACAAGGUCUUAUUCACCGGGCGAUACGUUGAAUACGACACGUUAUUUCUCAGGGUUGAAGUUGGUCCUCAUGACUAA
Porites evermanni is the source of this 2707-nucleotide messenger RNA. Lineage: Eukaryota; Metazoa; Cnidaria; Anthozoa; Scleractinia; Poritidae. The record is from the annotation of a GenBank genome assembly.